Molecule: messenger RNA, 1503 nt
Organism: Brassicogethes aeneus
Lineage: Eukaryota; Metazoa; Arthropoda; Insecta; Coleoptera; Nitidulidae
Source: the annotation of a GenBank genome assembly
AUGAUUAAUAAUUUGUUAGUCAUUUUGGUCGCAGUAAUAUGUUUUAUACAACUGAUAUUGUAUAUUUGGUCUAAAAGGCAUAUGUAUUUAUUAUCGUUAAAACUGCCAGGGCCAAUUUCACUACCAUUUAUAGGAUGUGCAUAUAAGUUCUUAUUUAUUGAAACAGAAGAUUUAUUCAAAGAAAUUUUAAGUGUUAUUAAUAGCUACCCAAAAAAUCCAGUAAUACGCUUCUGGCUGGGUCCAAAUUUAUUUUUAAUAUUUAAGGAUCCUGUCCACGUGGAGAAAAUUCUGAUUUCCACUAAAGUUAUAGCUAAGGCCGACUUACUAAAAUAUCUAAAAACAUUUGCAGGAGAAGGACUAAUUACAGGGUCAGGUAUUGAAUGGAAGGUGGCCAGAAAACAUAUUCAGCCCCUAUAUGGACAAAAAUUUGUAACCGAAAGCAUAGGCAUUAGUAACAAGCAUAUUAACAGAUUUAUGGAAAAGCUAAUGGAAAGAGUGGAUAAACCAAAAUCGUGCAUUCACCAUGCCAUACAUUUAUGCGUUGCUGAUAUUAUUGGAGAAGCCAUAUUGGGCGUAGAAAUUGGAGCACAAAAAGGAAGGAAUAAGGAAUUUAUCGAUGCCAGUAUAAAAUACUACGAUGUAGUUUAUCCGAGACUCGUAAAGCCUUGGUUACAAAAUGACUUUAUAUUUUCAAUGUCGCAUCUGAAAGAUAAAACCGAUGUCUAUAAGGCUACCAUGAAUAAAUUUAUGGAUUCUGUGGUAGAAAAUACAAGACGUAUAAAAAAAACUGGAAAGUCUGUUGUGAUAGAUAACUUUAAACCGUCCAUUAACGACUUAGAUAAAAUAUUUAUGGAAAACUCUAAAGUGUUGAAUUACCAAAACUAUUUACAUAACCUUAUAACUCUUUAUGCUGCUAGUGAAGACACGGUCGCUCAAAUCGCUGCAGCUACUUGCUUUUGUCUAGGAAUGUAUCCUGAAUGUCAAGAGAAGGCGACAGAGGAAAUCCGGCUGCUCGUGGGGGCGAACAAAACGAACAUAACGUUUGAUGAUGUUAUUAAAUUAGAUUACUUGGACAAGUGUGUUAAGGAAGCGUUAAGGUUGUUUCCGAUCGCGCCUUUUAUUGCCAGAAAAGUUGUUUCCGAUUUUCAAAUAGAUAAAUGGACACUGCCCUCAAACGUAUCAAUUCUAAUAUCAAUAUUUAGUUUACAUUUAAAUCCAAAGGAAUGGGAACACCCAAUGGAAUUUUAUCCAGAACAUUUUGAUUUUGAAGCAGUUGAAAAAAGACACCCUUACUCUUUUAUUCCGUUUAGUGCAGGGCCUCGAGGCUGUAUAGGAAAAUUAUAUGCUCAAACUUCUAUAAAAGUAUUGCUAGUAAAUAUUCUGCAAAGAUUCAAGAUAGAAGCGGAUGGUAAAUAUGUAGAUAUUUACAAGCAUUUAAGAGCUGACAUAUCAGUUAGAUCUAAAAUUGGUUUUCCUGUUAAGUUAACAAGAAGAAAAUUGUGA